This is a messenger RNA of Eriocheir sinensis (Chinese mitten crab), 5887 nucleotides long. RefSeq names its product probable methyltransferase TARBP1. Lineage: Eukaryota; Metazoa; Arthropoda; Malacostraca; Decapoda; Varunidae. Bases 151 to 4896 code for a protein of 1581 amino acids. Gene Ontology annotation, molecular function: tRNA (guanine) methyltransferase activity; RNA binding. The transcript is spliced from 14 exons. Gene Ontology annotation, biological process: tRNA methylation. The record is from RefSeq and is a predicted model, not a curated record.
UGCAGUUCGACUUCGGGGGAACCUGCGAAGUCGGGGCCGAGCGAUCGAAUGUAAACAAACCCCACGUGUUCUUCAUGGCCAGUGACAGGACAGGAAACACGCACGGCCCUCGCCACCGAAAAAUAACACCAUCAACAACCGAGCACAAGAAUGGAAGAGUUGCUGAGGCUUGGAGUGCUGGAUGAUAACGAAUACAUAAGACUGUUGAGAUGUGUGGUGGGAGGUGGGGAUGUAACACUCAAUGCAUGUGAGGUGGUGAGAUGCAUCAUAGAGGCCAGGGAAGUCACCCACCCACAGGCUCCCAGCAACCCAACCCUUAUCAACCUAUACCAAGAUAUUCUUAACCGCUGGCUUUUACCUCCAUUACUGAACAUUCUCCAACACAAUAAAGGGGCAUCGAAAGACUCUUCAGAAUCUCACAACACCAAUAUCAUCCAAAAGAAUAAUAUUGAGAGACUUGACUGCAUACCUGUAUCAUGCAGUGCUUCAGAUGGUGAGGGAGAGAAUCAAGAACAGUUUGAUAACCCAGAAGAGCCAGCCGUGCAAAUAAAAUCAGAGGAUGUUAAUAUAAUAACUAAAUUGUGUAACCUUGUUGCUUUGAUCUUUAGAAUUGUGUUUGAUGCCCAUGUGGACGCUCAAAGUGCAUUAGAGUGUAAUGACCUGCAAGGAAGUACUAGAUCAGAGGUCCAAGAGAUAUCUGAACCCUCAAAGAGGAUAUUCAAAGCAAUUGCUGCAUGCUUUCGUCUGAAAUCUCAGGAUGGAGCGACCGAGAAACAACACAUCAUCAAGCUUCUAUCACAUGCCUUUUCCAGUUUGGUCAGGGACGGGUGGUAUGCCAAAACAUUAGAGCUUCAGCAUGCUGCCAGAUUGGUGAUGGAGGCAAUCCUGUCUAAUGGAGAGUUGUGGCAUGACCCAGAGAUCACUGCCUCCCUUUUUACUCUUGUUAUUCAGCCAUAUCUGAAAACCAGCAGCAAAGAUGAGAGGGAGAUCUUUCAGAAGCUGUGGGUUAUUCUCUUCAGUUUCUACAAUGUGGAAGAUGGUAUUGUGGUGGAGAAGAGGACAACUGUGGGGCUGGUGGUGUUAUGCUUUCUCAUUGAUCUCAUGUCUCAUGGAGAGAUAUUCACAUGGAUCAGCAAUGAUGAAACAUUUUGGGUAGUUCUUCAGCACAGCCUUGCUCAUAGUGAUUCUUACUCUCGCAAGAGGGCUCGGUAUGUCUUAAGGAAGGUUAUUGAUCACAGCUCAUCCAAGAGACCUUCCUCAGAGUAUUUACCUUGGUCUCAUGAACAAAAAAAUAAUUUGCAGCAGCUUUGGAGUGAUUUUUUCCUUCUUUUGGAAACUCUUGAAGAAAAGCAGACUCAUGUUGUCAAGCCAGUGCUGGAAAAGAUUGAUAAAUUGAUCAGAAGUUGUCAGGAAGGAAAGAUGCACAUGUCCUGGGUGGUGGUAGUGCUGCGAAGGGUCUUGGAUCAAGACAACAGAACUGUCAGGGUCUGGGGGGCCAGCAAAGUGUUGAGCUUAAGGCUGCCGCAGCAGGUGAUGGAGCAAGGCUUCCUAAACUUUAUUACUCAUCACUUUCUGCUUGCCCUUGCUGACUACUCGCUCUACAGCCGAGAGCCAGGCCAGCAGGCAGGUGACCCCUCCAGGGUUGGGAAUCAGAUUCCAGACUUUCUGAGCAGUGUGGUGAGCAGUCUUGACAAAUCUCUACAAUGCAGGUUCUUGUGCACUCUUUUGGAACAACUGUUUGAUGGGCAGCCAUGGGGGGGCAUCCCUUUGUUUUACCUGAUGAGAGGUCUGGCUCUGAUACCCCCCACUCCUGUCUGGACCUACACACAAGCCAGGAAGGCUGCCAUAAACCUCGAGAGCUGCCUCAGCACACAGGAGGUAACAUUGCGCUCAGCAAGUCAGUGUGACUUUUUGAGGGCAGUUCUCAGGCAUUCAUCACCCAACACCACCUUCCUUGAUCUCUGUCAUAUUGUAAGCCAUGUAAGACGCCAGGAAAGUUGGCAGCGAGGCACCACCACUUGGAACGCCAUUCUGGAGGGUGUGGCCAGCCGGCAUGAGAGGAGAGAGGACAGACUGCAUGCCGUCCAACAAGCCAUCAGUGACCAGCUCUCUGCCAGUUUUCAGAAAAAUGUGCAGCCCCAUGAUGCUGCCCUGGCACUGUGUUUGCUGGGUGAGGAGGAAUGUGAGGGUGUUGAGCAGGUUCUAGCCCCUCUGACCUUAUUCCUUCAAGACUGCCACUUGCGCCCAUACCUGAGCCCCUGUGGACGGGUGUGGGCAGUGCAGUUCUUGACCCAUGUGAUGGAGAUCUUGUUUGACAGUUCCCUGGUAGCCCCUGACUACCCUGAACAACCACUGGGUGUGUUGGCUGAAGGCUUGGGCUGUCUUCUGGAGUUGUUUGUUUCUCAGCUUGUGAGCUAUAACAGUCCACACCACCUUGAGGAUCUCCAGCUGUACCUGAGAUUACUGAGGCACAGCAGCAGGAUGAAGUGGUCCCGGGAGGUGGUGUGGAGCCUUUACCCAGAGAUGCUGGAGGGAUGCAAGGGCCUUCUGGAGCAACAGCAGCCUGUGCCAACCUCUCUUGGAGUGGUGAUGCUGGAGCACUUGCUGGAACAUUACUUCUCCAGUGCUCCACAAAGUUACCAGAAAGAGGCUGUCCAGCUGCUCACCCUCCACCCAGAAGCCCUCACCCAAACCAGGCUCCUCCCAGGCCACCAGCCAUCCCCAGCCACUACACAGCUCCUGAUGGAGACUCCCUGCAGCUGCUGGCAUUCUGUUGAGCUGCUGCUACAAGCAAAGGAAUCUUGGUGGCAUGAGGGAGAGACAAAGAGGGUGGAGGCGGUGGUGCUGGAGGUGCUGCUUGAGUGUGUGUCCACCGCCAGCCACUCCACUGUUCCUCAUGUGUUCCAAGUGGCCAGAAUCAUGGCGCCAACGCUCGUCAAGGCUGGCAUGUGGGAGGAGGUGGUGCAGGCCAUGUGGGCUGCCUCCUUUGAGUUCCGCAAGGGGUGUGACCUCUAUAGGACCCUAAUUAGGUGCUUGACCGACCUGCUCUUCCACGGGGAUGCCAUGGCCUGCCCAGACUGCCAUGCCUCCAUCAUUAAGGUGUCACAGGAAAUACUGAAGGCAGGCGAUGGUGUGCAGGGGGUCGCCUCACACAUGGCCUGCAGUCUGGCCUCCUCCCUCGUCAAGGCUGGGGUUGGGGAGCCUGGCUGGUUCAGACUGAUGGCCAAGGAAGUUCUGGCACCCUUGCUGAUGUUUGGUUCUGUCUUCCGCAAGCAACAUCGAGUCAUACGGGACACUCUACUUUUUGUGAGGUCAUGUGGGGACCUCUACACCUGCAGUACCCAGAGAGAAGGUGAUCCUGACUCAGACUGUCGUGCACGAGCGACUGCCCUUCGUUACCUCCUGAGUCUGAGGGCAGAGCGAGCAGAGGACAGGAUGGCGGCGGCAGCAGUGGCAGAAGGUAUCAAACACCAGUAUGCUCAAAGUUCUGCUCUCCGUCGGGAUUUCCCAAACUCCCAAAACCACCGCUACAAGACCAGGCUGCUGCAGGCCUUCCUGGUGCUGCUGCCCUUGUUAGACCGGGAGGACUGUGAGAACCACUUGAUAUGGCUGAGUGAAGGGCUGACGUGUGACCACCAGCAGCCCAGCAUCCGGUAUGCACAGGAAUGGGGGGCGGCCCUCCUCCCUAUCCUUCACCCUAACCUGCACACAACCCUUCUCCAGCUCUUCCUCAAGGGAGCCGAGACACGGAUGGGGUGUGUGGGAUCUUUCUUAGCAGCCCUUACCCAUGCAGCCUGCACCUCUCUGGACCCCACCGUGCUGUCGUCUGCCCUCCAGCACACCCUGGCCUGGUGCACCGCCCAGCACUUCAACACAAGACUCUACGCACAGGUGUCUUUAAGGAAGAUUUGGCAGCACUGUGAGGAGCAGCAGAUGGAGGCUGUGCUGCAGGAGUUCCGAGCCGUGCCGCUGUGCCUCAUACAACAUGGGAAUGCUGCUCGUAACACCAUCAACAUGCUGAAUGACUUCUACUUUAAGGUCUUUCAUCCUGUGCGCCACUACACUCUGCAGACCAUCUUCCAUGACCUGCCGCGGCUGUCCCUGCUGGCAGAUGACGAGUGGAUGACAGUGGAGUCCCUGGUGGGAGUGGCUGAUGAGGAGCACCUUCCCAUCCACACCUCUCUGCCUCGCCACAACCCAGACUCUGUUCUCACCAUGUCCACACCAGCCCCAUGGGUAGUGAAAGCUGCAGGAGAGGAGCAGCAAGCUGGUGAUGAGGUGGCCGGUGAAGUCGACAACGUGCAGAAGAAGAUUGUGCCCCAGAAGGUCUUGGUGCCUGAAGGGUCCUCUCUCCCCCACCAGGGCAGGUGGGAGGGCAGGCAUGGAGACCUCAUUGUGGUGGCAACACUGGUGGACAAAGCUGCCAACCUCGGCGGUCUGUGUCGCUCUUGUGAGGCCUUUGGGGUGAGGGAGCUGGUGGUGUCAUCCCUUGCAGUGCUACAGGACCAAACAUUCACCUCCCUGGCUCUCACUGCACAGCGCUGGUUGCCCAUCAAGGAGGUGAGACGAGAGGACUUGCUGACCUACCUCAGGGCUAGACAAGCAGAGGGUUACAUGUUGGUUGGGGCCGAACAGACGGCUCAAAGCAUCAGCCUGGAAGAGUUCACCUUCCCUGACCGUACAGUGGUGGUUCUUGGGAACGAGAGGGCUGGAGUGCCAUGCGAGGUGCUUCAGGUCCUCCAGGCCAGCGUACAGAUCCCCCAGAGUGGCACCGUGCGCUCUCUGAACGUGCAUGUCUCGGGGGCACUCUUUGUCUGGGAGUACACCCGGCAGAUCCUCACACGCUCACCCAAUACAAAAGGAAUUGAUAGUGGCGUCAGUGGUGAUAAAAGAUAGCAGGCGGUAAUAAGUGUUGGUAAUUGUUAAUUAGUAAUGUAGUAAUAAGAAUUGUUAAUGUUUAUGGGUAGGCGGUGGCUGAGUGGUUAGCGUGCAGGCCCCGCAUUUCCCGUGUGAUGGAUGAUGCGGGUCCGAAUCCGCCGCUACCAUCUGGGAUUUUUCAGUCACCGCCGAGUGGCUUAAGACUACCCACAUGCUGUUCUGAAGACCACCCAUCAACCCGAACUCUAGAGGAAACCGUCCAAGUGAAAUAAGAACAAGCUCCGGGAAGGCAGCAUGAGGCAAGAAAAGAUGGCGCCACUAUAAAACACUUGCCUGUGCCAUGAUGGGCUGGGGCCGACUACCAUCCAGGCCCCUCAAGAAAGCCUACCGGCGCUGUAGGCUGGCACAUAAAAAAAAAAAAAAAGAUGGAUGAUGGUGAUAGGGGUGAAAGAGAGCACAAGACAGUAGUAAGUGUUGGUAGUUCUGUCUAUCUAUAUCUCCAACACUGUCCCCUUGCAAAUAUUUUUCUUGAGGGUGUGGCCAGGGCAGAUAUCCAGUUUUCCCUGUUCUAGUACACACUCUGUGCAUUCAGUCCCUUGUCUACCAGUUCUCCCUUUCCAAUACUCAUCCACCCUAUUGAUCCUUUUACUGGUGGUCUUCCCGUGAAACCAUUUUUCUCACCCCUUCAGUCACACACUCCUAACAAUAUCAUACAUUCACAUCACGUCUAAAACAUCUUCGAGUACCAUGCUUCACCCAUUCUUCAACCACUACCCUUGCCACGACUCCCAUACCAUACACAUUCACGUCACUUCCGUCCCAUCUCAACACACCACAUGCUCCUCAUACAUAGCUCAUUUCCACUUCAUAAUUGUUGUGGUACAUUCCACAUCCAUGUCUCUGAUGCAUGCAUAUGAUAAGAGUUGGAAGAAUAAUAAUAUUUAUAACCUUGGUAUUGUUAAUAAUUAUAAGUUAUAAUGGUGAUGAUAAUAAACAUGUGUUUAAUGGA